UGCCAAUUACAAAUAAUAUAUAAACACACUACACCAUGGUAAAACAAACUUCAAGACUUAUAGCUCCCAUUUCUUAGGCUAUGCAUUCUUUUAUUUUAUUCCCCACUUUUCAAUUUUAUUCACCUUCAACUAUUGCUUACCUUGUAAUCCAUAACCAACUUGGCACCGAAUUUCGGAAAAUCUCUCGAUGAAAUCUGGUCAGAUCUUGCUUCCUGCGCUCUCCAUUUUUAUUGCUCGUCUUAUAAUUCAAUAUAAUCUCCAUCCACCACCACAACAGACCUUCCUCCUUUACUUCUGAUACCCCCUCUUAUUUCACCACUCUUUCAUCUUUCUCUACAAUGGGCAUGGCCACUACCAAGUCUGAGUUUCAUGUUUUGGCUGUUGAUGAUAGCAUCAUAGAUAGGAAACUCAUUGAGAGGCUUCUCAAAACUGCUUCAUAUCAAGUUACAACAGUUGAUUCUGGGAGCAAAGCUCUGGAGUUUCUGGGUUUUUGUCAAGAUGUGGAAAGCAACUCAAAUGAACCUUCUAUCUCCCCGAAUAAUCAGCAGGAGGUGGAAGUGAACCUAAUAAUUACAGACUACUGUAUGCCAGAGAUGACAGGCUAUGAUUUGCUGAAGAAAAUUAAGGAAUCUUCAUCUUUCAGAGACAUACCAGUAGUGAUCAUGUCAUCUGAAAAUGUUCCUUCAAGAAUCAGCAGAUGUUUGGAAGAAGGCGCUGAAGAAUUUUUUCUUAAACCAGUAAGAUUAGCCGAUGUGAAUAAGCUAAAACCCCAUAUGAUGAAAACCAAAAACAGAGACUGUCAAAAGGCAGAACAGGAGGAAGUAUCAUCACAGGAGAAAAUAGUCCCGCCAGAGGUUCAGUCUUCAGAACCACCUCAGCCAGAUGACAGCAAUAACACGAAGAGAAAGUCUACUGAAGUGGAAGAAGAAGUUUCACAGGACAGAACCCGGCGGAGAUACAAUGGGCUCACAGUAAUUUGACACUGAAUGUACUGAUAGAUUUUGUUUGAUUUCUAAUCCUGGUUUAUAAUUAGAGGAAUUAGAGAGACUUUGAUGUUUUGGUACAUGAACUAGCUGCAUUUUUGUUCUCCUGAUUUUAAAGGAACUGAGAAAAUGACUGUAAAUUUAACAAACUUGGUGUGGUCAUCAAGAACAACUUUGCUCACAUUUGUAAUAUAUCUUCAUCCUUACAUUGUC
Molecule: messenger RNA, 1196 nt
Organism: Daucus carota subsp. sativus
Lineage: Eukaryota; Viridiplantae; Streptophyta; Magnoliopsida; Apiales; Apiaceae
Product: two-component response regulator ARR9-like
Exons: 5
Coding region: 339-980 (213 amino acids)
Biological process (GO): phosphorelay signal transduction system; cytokinin-activated signaling pathway
Source: RefSeq, a predicted model, not a curated record